Babesia ovata is the source of this 390-nucleotide messenger RNA. Its product is annotated as metal ABC transporter permease, putative. The coding region runs from base 1 to 390 and encodes 129 amino acids. NCBI's taxonomy places the organism in Eukaryota, Apicomplexa, Aconoidasida, Piroplasmida, Babesiidae. The transcript has a single exon. The record is from RefSeq and is a predicted model, not a curated record.
AUGCUUAUCUUCAAUAGUAUCGUUCCACGUUCGACCAUCAUACCUAUUCACGUACCCCCUCUCCAGCUGCUCGACGAAGCGCUCCAGGCUCUUGGGGAAAGCGUCGAGCACGGGGUACGCAGGGUUAGCGAAGGCUGUGGAGUGGAGUGCUUGGACGGACGUCUUGAGUUUUUGGAGCAUUCCGGGGACCUGGUGGUCGAAGUGUUUUUGCGUGGACAGGUGGGAGAGGAGGGCUUGGAGGGCGGAGUGGAUGGUGGAGAGUUUAGUAAGGUUGGAGUCCGUAGAAACAUUUUUAGGUUUAGGUUGCGAAAUCGAUUGUCCCUCAAGAUAUUUGUUAACGAGGGUGAAAUAUUGCUGAAAAUGUUCACACGCCUUUCUGAAUUUUUCUGA